Messenger RNA from Neomonachus schauinslandi (Hawaiian monk seal), 2864 nucleotides. It is a transcript of the gene GDPD5, whose product is annotated as glycerophosphodiester phosphodiesterase domain containing 5. Lineage: Eukaryota; Metazoa; Chordata; Mammalia; Carnivora; Phocidae. The record is from RefSeq and is a predicted model, not a curated record. Gene Ontology annotation, molecular function: glycerophosphodiester phosphodiesterase activity. Gene Ontology annotation, biological process: lipid metabolic process; positive regulation of neuron differentiation. Bases 223 to 2040 code for a protein of 605 amino acids. Gene Ontology annotation, cellular component: plasma membrane. The transcript is spliced from 17 exons.
GGGGCUCAGCGCUUGCCCCGAAGAAGGGAGCACAGGGCUCCCCCCUGGCCCGGCGGCCGGCGAGAGCCGAGAGCUGCAGCUGUCCCAGGGAAGUGACAUCACCACCUCCGUGGACAGGACAUCCUCAGGAGCCCCGCUCACAGCUGCUGAUACCUUCUUCCAGGAGCGGCCGGGGGCCUCGAUGGGCGCCUGAGGGCCGGGCGCCCGUUGGCAGGCGAGAGCAUGGUGAGACACCAGCCGCUGCAGUACUACGAGCCCCAGCUCUGCCUCUCCUGCCUCACGGGCAUCUACGGCUGCCGCUGGAAGCGCUACCAGCGGUCCCAUGAUGACACCACGCCGUGGGAACGCCUCUGGUUCUUGCUCCUCACCUUCACCUUCGGCCUCACGCUCACCUGGCUCUACUUCUGGUGGGAAGUCCGCAACGACUAUGAUGAAUUCAACUGGUACCUCUAUAGCCGCAUGGGCUACUGGAGUGACUGGUCUGUACCCAUCCUCGUGACCACUGCUGCCGCCUUCACCUACAUCGCGGGCCUCCUGGUCCUGGCACUAUGUCACAUCGCCGUGGGCCAGCAGAUGAACCUGCACUGGCUGCACAAGAUAGGGCUGGUGGUCAUCCUGGUGUCCACGGUGGUGGCCAUGUCGGCCGUGGCCCAGCUGUGGCAGGACGAGUGGGAGGUUCUGCUGAUUUCCCUGCAGGGCACAGCGCCAUUCCUGCACGUGGGGGCCCUGGUCGCUAUCACUGCGCUCUCCUGGAUUGUGGCGGGACAGUUCGCCCGGGCAGAACGGUCCUCCUCCCAGAUGGCCAUUCUCUGUACCUUCUUCAUCGUGGUGUUUGCCUUCUACCUGGUGCCUCUCACCAUCUCCUCUCCCUGCAUCAUGGAGAAGAAGGAUCUGGGCCCCAAGCCAGCCCUCAUCGGCCACCGCGGCGCCCCCAUGCUGGCCCCAGAGCACACGCUGAUGUCCUUCCGGAAGGCCCUGGAACAGAAGCUAUAUGGGUUACAGGCUGAUGUCACCAUCAGCCUGGAUGGUGUGCCCUUCCUCAUGCAUGACAACACCCUGCGGCGAACUACUAACGUGGCGGAGGAAUUCCCGGAGCUCGCCCGCAGGCCCGCCUCCAUGCUGAACUGGACCAUCCUGCAGAGGCUCAACGCCGGCCAGUGGUUCCUGAAGGCGGAUCCCUUCUGGACGGCCAGCUCCCUGUCGCCCUCCGACCACAGGGAGGCGCAGAACCAGUCCAUCUGCAGCUUGGCAGAGCUCCUGGAGCUGGCCAAGGGCAACGCCACACUGCUGCUCAACCUGCGUGACCCACCUCGGGAGCACCCGUUCCGCGGCAGCUUCCUCAACGUCACGCUGGAGGCCCUGCUGCGCUCCGGCUUCCCCCAGCACCAGGUCCUGUGGCUGCCCAACCGGCAGAGGCCCUUCGUGCGGAAGGUGGCUCCUGGCUUCCAGCAGACGUCGGGCUCCAAGGAGGCGGCCACCAGCCUGCGGAAAGGCCACAUCCAGAGGCUGAACCUGCGCUACACUCAGGUGUCCCGCCAGGAGCUCAGGGACUAUGCGUCCUGGAACCUGAGUGUGAACCUCUACACGGUCAACGCGCCGUGGCUGUUCUCCCUGCUGUGGUGUGCGGGGGUCCCCUCUGUCACCUCCGACAACUCCCACACCCUGUCCCAGGUGCCUUCCCCCCUCUGGAUCAUGCCCCCAGACGAGUACUGUCUCAUGUGGGUCACCGCGGACCUGAUCUCCUUCAUGCUCAUCAUUGGCAUCUUCGUCCUCCAGAAGUGGCGCCUGGGUGGCAUACGGAGCUACAACCCCGAGCAGAUCAUGCUGAGUGCUGCGGUGCGCCGGACCAGCCGGGACGUCAGCAUCAUGAAGGAGAAGCUCAUCUUCUCAGAGAUCAGCGACGGCAUGGAGGUCUCCGAUGAGCUCUCUGUAUGUUCAGACAACAGUUAUGACACGUAUGCCAACAAUGCUCCCACCCCUAUGGAUAACCGAAGGAGUGGCAGCCGCACCAAGACGCUCACAGACCACAGUGGGUGUUAGCCGAAGACCUGUCUGUCCCAGCCUGUACCUAAUGUGGAGACCAGGGAACCCAAGAGAGCUGGCAGAAGCAUGUCUGGCCUGGGAGUGCGCUGGGAGCUGGCUCCAUGGCCUCCUCAUUGGCUCCAGCCCUCUGUCAGCCAUGGCCUCCCUUGGAGGGGGCUCCCCUCUCUCCUGAGGCCCACUUGGGUCAGGACUCCAGCCUCACAGAUGCCCCUGCAGGCCUGGGGCUCCUUCUGGAAAGUUUGGAGCCUGGGGCCUGGUCCUCCCCUGGAGGCCUUCCCUUAUAUCCUGAUCUGGAAGCUCUGAUGAGUCACUGGGCUAUGCCAUGCCCCCUGUGGCAGUUGAGAAUGUGGAUGUCCACCUGUCCGUCCUGUCUAUGCUCAGAGGCAAUCAACUUCUGCAUGUCUCCUGCCUCGAGGGCCUGGACUGGGCCUCUGUUCUUCAUGUCAGUCUCAAAAGCACAAGGAUUUUCAGCCCAGGAGGAAAGCCUGCUGCAGUGGUGGAGACGUUCCUCCCCGACCGGCCUCCUACUACCAGGAGAGGGACCGAGUCACGUCCCCAGGAGCAGCUGGAGAUGGCCAGAAGAGUAGGCUUAAGGCUGCUUUUACCCCUUACCUAAGUGUCCAGCAGGCCUCUAGGGCAGAGUGGCACAGAGGCCCAGGAUAUCCACAGAAUGACACAACCUCAGGUUUCCACAUCUGUGGCCACAGAGCAGUGGCCACAUGGGAAAGAGUGUUCUAAGCAUGGCCAAAGGUGGGCAUAUGGCCAAGGAGGCCUAUAGCAGAGCGAACCUGAGGGCCUUGGUCAAUAUGAUUAAAGCUGCC